UGUUUCUAACUUCAAAGCCUCUGCAAUAUCAGACUCAAUCUUUUUCAUCUCUUUUAAAUUUAUUAGGUGCCAAGAUACUUCAAAAGGUCAAUCUUGACUUUGAGUAUUGAGAUUUGUGAGAAUGGAAAUGUCUAGAGUCGCUGUGUUGGCCAUCUUUGUUGUGGCAUUGGCCACUGUCAUCCCCUUUGCACAAUCUCAGGAAUUUGCACCUGCUCCUGCACCUGCCAGUGAUGGAACAGCAGUUGAUCAAGGGAUUGCAUAUGUGCUGAUGCUGGUGGCUUUAGUUCUGACCUAUCUUAUCCACCCUAUGGAUGCUUCUGCCUACACCUUCUUCUAAAUUCCUCUCAGAAUAUUAUAUAGAAUUAGGUCUAAGUUUCUUUCUUUUUUGUUAAUCUUUUAGUUUGUAAUGUGAGAGGAAAUUAGACAGUUUAAACAGGCUUUGUGUUCACCCUUCAUUUGGAUGUUUUAACCAAUUCAUUCAUGUCUUAUUGGUACUUAAUAAGAUAAUUCCAUAUAUUGGUGUUGCA
This is a messenger RNA of Nicotiana tabacum (common tobacco), 527 nucleotides long. The record is from RefSeq and is a predicted model, not a curated record. NCBI's taxonomy places the organism in Eukaryota, Viridiplantae, Streptophyta, Magnoliopsida, Solanales, Solanaceae.